Molecule: messenger RNA, 555 nt
Organism: Sclerotinia sclerotiorum 1980 UF-70
Lineage: Eukaryota; Fungi; Ascomycota; Leotiomycetes; Helotiales; Sclerotiniaceae
Exons: 3
Coding region: 1-555 (184 amino acids)
Source: RefSeq, a predicted model, not a curated record
AUGGAUGUAUUUUACUCGUACACAUAUGGAACAGCAGGAUGGCUUGCUUUACAAGCAGUUCCAUUAAUGCUAUCUCCUACCAUCAUCAUCGCUAUGCUCUCACCUGAAGUGCGAGAUGCUACUUUACUCGAAGAAUACUUUUCCAGAUCCCUAGGAAUAACGCUACUCACCCUCGGCGUCCUGAUCGUCCUCCUAACCGGAUCCGUCCCGCUCACCUCUUCCCUGUCCGAUACUGCCUCCUCUGCAGUCACAUCUUCAGCCAGUGACCCGAAGGCUCCCUACGCAGUCCCCGUCCUUACAAUUUCUACCAUUUAUCAUGGAGUGAUCGCGUUUUACUGCUAUGCGCGCUACACAACAAGUGGUACUUUUACAUUUGCAUUGGGAUCGCUUGGGUCGACGACAUUAUUUGCGAUAGGGGGAUGGUGUAUACUUUUUGGAACGGAGAGUGGGAGGAUUAGUAAAAAGACGGGCGCGGAUAAAAGGACGAGCGGGUGGCCAUUUGGCAACCAGGAGAGUGCGAGUGCGAGGAAGAGGGCUCUGAGGAGGGGGUUGUGA